AUGUUGCUUAAAAAUGCUUUAACUGAUUUAACUGAUUUCACUGACAAAGUUUGCACGGGACUGAAACUUAGUGAAAUUAUUCUUGAAUUUAGAUCAGGAAACAUUUUGUUUGGAAUUCACAAAAAACGUUAUGUUUUAGUAUACUGCAACAACAAAGUUAAAGGAAUACUUAAAGUUUGUGAUAUUGAACAAUUUCUUGAAAUCAUUGACGAGUUGCCGCCAGAUAAUACUGUGGCUAUUCAUGUAACAUCAGUUCCUGUCGCUUUCUCGAGGAUUACUGUUAAAAAAUGUGCAAGUUUGCCAAACAAUAUUUUAUUCACAAAUAUUCAAGAACUUGAUCGUGUUAUCGAAGGAUACUUUCUAACGAAACAGGACUCUGUUAAGGAUGACAUGCGUACGAUAAUAAGAAAAGUUGAAGAAAUAAAUAAGAAAUUCGAGAAAUCCGAGACUCAAAGAAAA
Racocetra fulgida is the source of this 459-nucleotide messenger RNA. The record is from the annotation of a GenBank genome assembly. NCBI's taxonomy places the organism in Eukaryota, Fungi, Glomeromycota, Glomeromycetes, Diversisporales, Gigasporaceae.